AUGCGCCGGCGAGCCCCAUCUGCAUCAUCUGUAGGGGAACCAAUAUCGAUCGUUACCAACGUGUUUCUGCCUCACAGUUGUUCACCUAGUCCAACAAGAGUAACGGAUAUGCACAAGCAAUGCUACUCUCCUUCAACUCACCAAAUGGUUCGACCGAAUAUGCCGUACUCUGCUACUCCUAGCCCGACCCAGAGCCCAACAAGGCAGCGACUGCUUAGGAGCCUUUCUCCUAUCACGACGAAGACUGCUCUCAAGCGGCGGUAUACAGCAGGCGUUGAUGAGGUAGAUGCGAAGCGAAGCUGUGGAAGUAGCGCUGUAACGGGGGUAUUCGUGCGCAAUUCCACUUCACCACUCGUCACUGACCGCAGCACCCCGCACACUUCAAAUGUACCGCAGGAGUUUGUUCAGCCAAUCCCGUGA
This is a messenger RNA of Cooperia oncophora, 420 nucleotides long. NCBI's taxonomy places the organism in Eukaryota, Metazoa, Nematoda, Chromadorea, Rhabditida, Trichostrongylidae. The record is from the annotation of a GenBank genome assembly.